Messenger RNA from Lottia gigantea (owl limpet), 306 nucleotides. RefSeq lists its product as hypothetical. The record is from RefSeq and is a predicted model, not a curated record. The annotation marks the transcript as partial. NCBI's taxonomy places the organism in Eukaryota, Metazoa, Mollusca, Gastropoda, Lottiidae. The transcript has a single exon.
CAGGAUACUUCACUAUAUAGUGGCCAGGAUACCUCACUAUAUAGUAGCCAGGAUACCUCACUAUAUAGUGGCCAGGAUACCUCACUAUAUAGUAGCCAGGAUACCUCACUAUAUAGUAGCCAGGAUACCUCACUAUAUAGUAGCCAGGAUACCUCACUAUAUAGUAGCCAGGAUACUUCACUAUAUAGUAGCCAGGAUACUUCACUAUAUAGUGGCCAGGAUACCUCACUAUAUAGUAGCCAGGAUACCUCACUAUAUAGUGGCCAGGAUACCCCACUAUUUUAUAGCCACGGAGAGGUGGUGUGA